Messenger RNA from Carassius auratus (goldfish), 1371 nucleotides. Its product is annotated as neurogenic differentiation factor 6-A-like. The transcript is spliced from 2 exons. Lineage: Eukaryota; Metazoa; Chordata; Actinopteri; Cypriniformes; Cyprinidae. Gene Ontology annotation, biological process: positive regulation of transcription by RNA polymerase II; axon development; nervous system development. The record is from RefSeq and is a predicted model, not a curated record. Bases 168 to 1145 code for a protein of 325 amino acids. Gene Ontology annotation, molecular function: E-box binding; DNA-binding transcription factor activity, RNA polymerase II-specific; protein dimerization activity. Gene Ontology annotation, cellular component: nucleus.
AGUGUCAUUUCUCUUAGCGCGAGACAAGGAGAACAGUGGGGAGGUGAGAAAAACGCACGAGCUGAUCACCUGCUAAAACAGCACGCGGAAAAAAGAAAGUUCAAAAUAGGAAAUAUGAAAACCAUCAUAAUCCAGGUAAGCUGGAUUGUUUGAGGUAAAAGAGCACAAUGCUGACUCUUCCCUUUGAUGAUCCUGUCAUAAUGGACAGUCAAUUUGGGGCAAACUUUCCACGGGACUGCGUGGGUGAAAUGAAGGUCACUAAACAAGAGCCAUUUAAAAAGGAAGAGACGCUCACGAUGGAGGACGAGGAUUCGGAGAAGGAUGAGGAUGAACGGGAAGACGGACAGGACGAGAAUGGUCUGCCUCGGAGGAGAGGGCCUCGGAAAAAGAAAAUGACCAAAGCCAGGGUGGACCGGGUCAAGAUGAGGCGCAUGGAGGCCAACGCCAGGGAGAGGAACCGAAUGCACGGUCUGAACAACGCCCUGGACAGUCUGCGCAAGGUGGUGCCCUGCUACUCCAAAACCCAGAAACUAUCGAAAAUCGAAACCCUGCGGCUGGCCAAGAACUACAUCUGGGCGCUUUCCGAGAUCCUGAGCACUGGGAAGAGGCCUGACCUCCUGACCUUUGUUCAGACCCUGUGCAAAGGGCUCUCGCAGCCCACCACCAACUUAGUGGCCGGAUGCCUGCAGCUGAAUGCCAGGAACUUCAUCACGGAUCAGAUCAACAGCGAGACGUCGUUCUCCAGCAGGUCACCGUAUGAAUCCGUGUACACGACCUACCACAGUCCGGGUGUGGUGACGCCCUCGGGACCCUCGGUAGAUGCGGUCAAACCCUUCAGGCCAUUCAACUACUGCAGCUCUUAUGAGUCUUUCUACGAGAGUGUCUCGCCGGAAUGCGGAAGCCCUCAGUUUGACGGUCCCUUAAGCCCGCCUAUUAACUUUAACGGGAUCUUUUCCCUCAAGCACGAAGAGCCGGUCGAAUACGGAAAGAGCUGCCACUACAGCACGCGCUACUGCGCCGUGCCGCCGCGCUCCUCCAUCAGCCAGAGCGCGAGAGGCUCCUCGGAUCUCCAUUUCCCAUAUGACAUUCACCUCCGCGGCCAGUUUUACCCCAUGCAAGACGAAGUAAACACUUUUCAUAAUUAAUGAGAGAAAGUCAAACGUGAGUGAAAAGGACUGAAACUGCAGGACUUUCAAUCGCACAUGUAUAAUUAUAAAGUCAUCUCUGAUUUGGGUUUUAAGCCAUCGGAUAUUUUAUUAUUUAUCCUUUUUAAUUAAAUUGGAAACGUACUUGUUCCUAAUUAUAGAUUUUUUAAACUGUUCGACAAAAUAUGUGAUCUGAUGGAAAAACAAUUCAUAAACAAUAACUGUU